ACUUGAAAGGCCCAAAUUUCUUGCCAUAUACAGAAGAAAUCAAAAGGAAGAAAACCCAAAUCCCAAACUCCAGUCAUGGCUCUCUGCUUCCAAAUUUCCCCUUCUGUCAUUAAAUCACAAUUCUGCUCCAAUCCCAUUAGUUCCCAAUUCUCCCCUAAAAAGCCCACUAAUUUAUUCAGAAUUUGCUGCAGCCAAAGUGGAGAAGAUGAGAAUCCAAACUCAAGUGCGACCAGCAAACAGCAAAAGAAGCUGUCUCAACAGUCUUCAUGGGAAUCAAAGGACUCUGAGGGCAAAGAUUACUUGUACAGGCUCGGCGCAGAGGCUGAUAACAUGAAUAUCGCUGUUGGAGCUAGGGCUGGCGUCAUUGAUGAUCUCUUCACUGGGAAUUUCCUCGGAAAAGAUUCGGAUAUUGUGUUUGAUUAUCGUCAGAAGGUAACAAGAUCAUUUGAGUACCUUCAAGGCGAUUAUUACAUUGCGCCCCUUUUCAUGGAUAAAGUCGUUUGCCACAUUGUGAAGAACUACCUUGCUCAUCUUCUCAAUGUGAAAGUUCCCUUAAUUUUAGGGAUUUGGGGAGGAAAAGGUCAAGGUAAAACGUUUCAAACUGAACUUAUUUUCCGGGCAAUGGGAGUUGAACCUAUUAUUAUGUCAGCUGGGGAAUUAGAAUCAGAAAAAGCAGGAGAACCAGGAAAAUUGAUACGUGAACGGUACAGAACUGCUUCUCAAGUGAUUCAGAAUCAAGGAAAAAUGAGUUGUUUGAUGAUCAAUGAUAUUGAUGCUGGGCUGGGUAGAUUUGGUAACACACAAAUGACAGUCAACAACCAAAUUGUGGUUGGUACUCUCAUGAACAUAUCAGAUAAUCCUACGAGAGUGAGUAUAGGGCAAGUUUGGAGAGAAGCAGACAUUACAAACAGGGUUCCGGUUAUUGUUACUGGAAAUGAUUUUACCACAAUUUAUGCUCCAUUGAUUCGUGAUGGAAGGAUGGACAAAUUCUACUGGCAGCCCACUCAAGAAGACAUUGUAAACAUUGUCCAGAGAAUGUAUGAGAAAGAUGGCAUAACAAGGGAUGAGGUUGUCAGCAUUGUGAGCGAAUUUCCUAAUCAAGCAUUGGACUUUUAUGGUGCGCUGAGGUCAAGAACAUACGACAGGUCAAUCCUAAAGUGGGUAAAUGAUGCUGGAGGUGCUGAAAAUCUUGGUAGCAGACUUCUCAAACAGAAAAAGGAAGGAAAACUUCCAGUAUUUACUGCUCCGGAGCAAACAUUGGAAGCUUUGCUUGAAUCAGGGUAUGAUCUUAUCAGAGAGCAAAAGCUAAUAAUGGAAACUAAGCUUUCGAAGGAAUACAUGAAGAACAUGGAUGAUUAGAACGUUUGAUGACUCCCAUUUACAUUCUAGUGCUCUUCGAUAUGCUGCUGCAGCUGGUAGAGCAAAUGUUUUGCAUCGUUGAUUGACGAAUUUAUAUGCUACCGAAACCAUCCUAAAAUAUGAGUCGAGCCAUCUCUCGUCCAUGUACACUGAAGAGCAUGCAUGGAUACCGGAAAUGCAAUAGAUAUAGUUUCAAUGUUAGGAUGCCCAAUACAUUGUUAAGUAACUGUCAUAGAAACAGAUCAUCUUUCUGAAGAAUUAUUAUUUUCUUUCACCUAUAAAAUCUCUACCCCAUCUGGAGGACAAGUUACUUGCUGCUGCUAAAGCUAAUGAGAGUUGAAGUGUUAUUUGUUACCAUUUUGUGUCGAACCCUCCUAUGUAGUUCGAUACGUAACCUCUUGUAAACGCAAGAACACUGAGAGAACUUUCAGUUCUUUUAUGCUUUUGUGAUCCUCUCAGUACAAAAAUUUCAUAUAUACUUCAUAAUAA
This is a messenger RNA of Sesamum indicum (sesame), 1848 nucleotides long. Its product is annotated as P-loop containing nucleoside triphosphate hydrolases superfamily protein. NCBI's taxonomy places the organism in Eukaryota, Viridiplantae, Streptophyta, Magnoliopsida, Lamiales, Pedaliaceae. Gene Ontology annotation, molecular function: ATP binding; ATP hydrolysis activity. The record is from RefSeq and is a predicted model, not a curated record.